This is a messenger RNA of Exophiala aquamarina CBS 119918, 1473 nucleotides long. RefSeq lists its product as uncharacterized. The coding region runs from base 1 to 1473 and encodes 490 amino acids. The transcript is spliced from 4 exons. Gene Ontology annotation, molecular function: lipid binding. NCBI's taxonomy places the organism in Eukaryota, Fungi, Ascomycota, Eurotiomycetes, Chaetothyriales, Herpotrichiellaceae. The record is from RefSeq and is a predicted model, not a curated record.
AUGUCCGCUUUUGUCGAACAGCUGACUGCUGAAGGCAGCGGUGAAUCUGCAGAGUUCCUGAACGACAUCGUGAAGCAGUUAUGGCCAAAUAUCAAUGCGGCUGGCAGCAAAAUGGUCAAGGAGAUCGUGGAGCCCAUGUUCAAGACUAUGCUUCCUGGACCAUUGAAAACCCUACACUUCACCAAAAUCGAUCUCGGCCCUGUACCCCUACGGCUGUCCAACGCAAAGACAACAAAGACUGAAGUAGACGGCAUCAAACUCGACCUGAACCUCGACUGGGUGGGCAAAGCCGACAUCGAAAUGGAUGCAGAUAUGUUCCCUGCCCUCGGCGUCGAAAGUGUCGAGCUGCACGGCAGGCUUUCCAUAUUGCUUUGCCCUCUCACAAACGUCAUCCCGCUGAUCGGGGCCGCCCAGAUAUCGUUCGUCAACCCACCACUCCUCAAGCUUGAUUUCACUGGCGCUGCUAACGUGGCCGAUUUCUCGCUCAUUGACGACACCGUUCGCGGAGUGAUCCUCGGCAUCAUCAACUCCAUGUUCACUCUUCCCAAUCGAUACCUGCUCAAGCUUGACGCCAAUGCCGACUACUUCAAAACGUUCCAUUACCCGCUUGGCAUGGUGCGGGUGACUGUGGAGAAUGCAUGGGGCUUUGGAGAGGAGGCCACGUCAACCACUAAAAGGUUGUUCAACAAGUUAACUCGUGCCGCUCCCGACUGCUAUGCCAAGGUCGACGUCGGCGGAGAGGAAUCGUGGAGGACAGUCACCAAGAACAACACGAACAGGCCGUCGUGGAACGAAACGCAUGACUUUGUGGUGAGCGACUUUGAUCAGUGCAUUAAAGUGGACGUGAAGGAUGAAGAUCUCAAUGGAGAUGAUGAUGUCGGCCUGGCAGUGACAACGGUUCGAGAGAUUUUGAUGGCGGGAGGUCGUCAAGAACUCCCGCUGGUUCAUAAAGGCGAGGAGACGGGAGGCAGAGUACAAAUCUCCUGCCAAUUCUUCAAGUACGUGGCAGAUGCUGGUAGCCUCACUGCUUCCGAUCACAAGGGCGAUGGCCGCCUCUCCGGCAUUGCUACCAUCUUAGUCGCAAGUGCAUUCGGCAUCAAGGGACAGCGUGAAACCCUCAAGCCAAGUGUGGCUGUGACUUGGGGCACGACUCAACGAUUCCAGACUGUCAUCAAGACUGAUGCUCCCGGCACCGACAUCAACAAUCCUGCAUUCGACCAGGCAUUCCGAGUUCCUAUUACAACAGACUUGGUUGGUAGCAGCCCAGACAACUUCCGCAUUGCGCUUCUGGACGGCGAGAAAGAGGUCGGAAGCGUUGAUAUACCUUUUGCGAGUGUAGCGGAUGCGCCGGACAAGGUCCUUCAGCAGAAAUUUGACGUUGGUAAUGGAGCCACUGUCAGGGCCAGCAUUCGCCUGAGAGGCGUUGUCCCCGCAGAGAUGCCACAGACAGAGCUUCCAAGCAGAUCCAAGUAG